Molecule: messenger RNA, 1209 nt
Organism: Talaromyces marneffei
Lineage: Eukaryota; Fungi; Ascomycota; Eurotiomycetes; Eurotiales; Trichocomaceae
Exons: 2
Coding region: 1-1209 (402 amino acids)
Biological process (GO): proteolysis
Molecular function (GO): aspartic-type endopeptidase activity
Source: RefSeq, a predicted model, not a curated record
AUGAUUAACUCCAAGACCAUUGUCUCUGGGUUAGCCCUCUCGGCCCUCGCUGCUUCUGCCCCUACCCUCAGUAGUAAUUUCUCUAUUAACUUAGUUCCUAUUAAUGUUUCUCGUGUCCACCCAGCCGCUAAAUACGCCAGGGCUUUUAGCAAAUAUGGUGUUGAUAUUCCUAAUUAUCUCGCCUUAGCUGCUAGGUCCGGUAACCCUGGUAACCCUGGUCAGGCUGGCUCAGUUGUCGUUAAUAUCUAUAAAUAUGAUGUUGCAUACUUUUCUCCUAUCAUAGUUGGUGAUAGCGAGUUAUUGGUUGAAUUAGACACCGGUUCUGCUGACUUGUGGGUUAAGACUAGGGAUACCCCUACUGCUGGACCUCGUACCUAUGAUCCUAGCACUGGUCACUUACUACCAGAUCAUAGUUGGCAUCUUGAAUAUGGUGAUGGCAGCAGUGUUGGGGGCAUUGCAUAUAUAGAUAAAGUUCAGAUCGGCCAGGUUACGUGUCCUGCCCAGGUUGUUGAGGUCGCUAUGUACCUCAAUUCACCCGGGGAAAUUCUGAGGAAUGCAUUAGAUGGUAUCGUGGGAUUGGCCUUCCCUUGGUUGAAUAUGUUGCGACCUACGCCGACGUAUACUUUCUAUGAGAAUGUUAAGGGGAGCCUUGAGAUCCCGGUCUUUGCUGCUUACCUUAAGCAUCAAGCUCCUGGUGCCUAUGAUUUUGGCUUUAUUGAUCCCAGUAAAUAUGAAGGGAACAUCACUUAUACGCCUGUUUAUUCUAGCCACGGAUACUGGAAUAUUACUGUGGAUGGAUUCUCUAUUGGUUCUGCUCCUUCCCUUGUAUACCCUUUCUAUGCUAUAGUCGAUACUGGUUGUAGUCUUCUCCUUCUUGAUCAGUAUAUUGUCGAAAUGUACUACGCUAGUAUUAGGUCUGCUUAUUUCUCUUAUGAUAUGGGUGGAUGGGCCUUUGAUUGCAGGGAAAACAUUCCUCCCUUUUCUCUUAACAUUGGUUCUCACAUUGGUCUCCUUCCGGGUGAAUACAUCAAGUAUAAGGCCAUUGGUACGCUUUGCUAUGGUGGUAUCCAGAUCGCCCCUAGGCCUGACCUCAAUAUUCUCGGCGCCAUGUUCCUUAAAUCCCAGUACGUUAUUUUCGACAACGGCAUUUCCGGACAUCCUCGAGUCGGUUUCGCUAAACAGGCCGGUCUAGGUGUACCUAUGGUUUGA